AUGGACGGCCUGGUCGAUGCCUGCAAGGUGCCCUGCGUCUACAAGAGUUUCGGCUGCGAGAGGUACAUCGACCAGCACUCGCUGGCGGAGCAUAGUUCCAGAUGGCUUGCCGGCGAGCCUCGUGCAUUAUCUCAUGGCAUCAUCCGUCAAUCACUACUGGCCUACGGCGUGAACAUCAAGUACGAGACGUGCUACACGUCCGCCGUGCUGGAGUCGCUGGAGGAUCACCGCCGCGUGCUAGUUGUGGAGGAGGACGACAACGUCUUCCUCUUGGCCGUGGGCACUGGCAAGGCCCGCGCAGGCCACCGACCCGUCUCUGUAGUGUGCGUCAGGGGCAACGCCGCUGACGCUGACACGAGGCCGGUGUACGGGUGCAUGCUCACUGUUACUGCCUCUCCAAAGUAUGAGGGCACCCACGCCGCCUCCAUCACGCUGACUGGGACUGUGCCGGGCUGCUCCGUUCCCGGCAAUGUGGACAUGGAAGACGCUUGGUAUGAUUUUCACCCCAAGAUGAUGCACGGGGACUCCAAGGAGGUUCACCUGGUCAUAUGCAUUACCAAGUCAACUAUUCAUCAUUAG
Aegilops tauschii subsp. strangulata is the source of this 579-nucleotide messenger RNA. RefSeq lists its product as uncharacterized. Lineage: Eukaryota; Viridiplantae; Streptophyta; Magnoliopsida; Poales; Poaceae. The record is from RefSeq and is a predicted model, not a curated record.